AGUGAAUAUCAAACACAGCAAGAGGUUAUGUUUACGUUUGCACAAGUUAACAAUUGCACUUAACUUGGAACUAUGACAGGGGGUCCUUACCAAGUGUCAAUCCGCAUUCCGUUUCCCACCGAGCGAGAAGCAGAAAUAGCGUACGACGUGCUCAGAGUCGACGCGGAGCCGAAGCGAAGUUUCAUCACCAAACAGCUGAGUCGGGAAGGAAACAUUCUGCAAGCGGAUUUCACGGGCGAACUCGCUAAGAACGUCCGUGUGGGACUCACAUCCUUUUUCCAGUCGUUGAUGCUAUGCUGUGAAACCAUUAAAGAGUUCGGUCCGCCGUCAGAAAAGUACGAUCAUUACUAGGUUUUCCCGCCGGCCUUAGCCACCAUGCCCGAGCA
Hermetia illucens (black soldier fly) is the source of this 386-nucleotide messenger RNA. RefSeq names its product EKC/KEOPS complex subunit LAGE3 (gene Tcs6). Lineage: Eukaryota; Metazoa; Arthropoda; Insecta; Diptera; Stratiomyidae. The transcript has 2 exons. The record is from RefSeq and is a predicted model, not a curated record. The coding region runs from base 73 to 351 and encodes 92 amino acids. Gene Ontology annotation, cellular component: EKC/KEOPS complex.